AAGCCUCUUUGGGAGUUGAGGCAAGGUUCCUCCUCGGUUGCGGCUGCUUUCUUUCUUACCACCACCUUGCUACUUGUCUUGUUACCCUAGUCUGUCUUCGAGAUGUCUUAUUUCCUCCCUCACUUGCCUUCUGGAUGGCACGUCGACGAAGCUAUCAAAUCUGAGGAAGACAGAGUUGUUGUUAUCCGCUUCGGUCAUGAUUGGGACUCUCAGUGCAUGACCAUGGACGAGACUCUCCACGCCGUUGCUGAGAAAGUACAGAACUUCGCAGUGAUUUAUCUGGUUGACAUUACAGAGGUGCCAGAUUUCAACAAGAUGUACGAAUUGUACGAUCCUUGCACGGUGAUGUUCUUCUAUCGAAACAAACAUAUCAUGAUCGAUCUCGGAACUGGUAACAACAACAAAAUUAAUUGGGCAAUGGAUAACAAGCAAGAGCUGAUUGACAUUAUUGAAACGGUAUACCGAGGUGCCUCCAAGGGACGUGGUCUGGUAGUCUCCCCCAAAGAUUACUCCACUCGCUACCGAUACUAAUUGUCGUCCUUGUCCGCUCGACAUUCUUUCUGCAAUGGCUGUGUUUCUAUUCGUUGUCGCAUUGUAAAGGAUCUUUGUAAUAUACCACCCUCGUUUUUCAACCUCCAAUGUUCUGUGAUAUUCGCUAAUGUCCAUAAUGUCUAGGUUUGUUAGUGAUACAGCUUCUGCAGAGCGACCUCGGCUGGGCGUGUCAAGGAAAGGCGGCAACCAACGCCCAAGGCCCUCCACUUUGGCAGGCUUAAAAUCUUUACCUUCCUCUUCCUUCCGAACAUGCAAAAUCUGUGCAGACAGUUUGUCGACUUGGUCCAUGAGGACGUCAUCUGGUGAGUGCUGCUCAAUAUGGCUACAAUUCUCUCUCUUUCGAAGGGAGCUAUCAUGUGCAAUGCGUAGCAAAAAUGAAAUGAAACUGGAAAACAUGGAUUGAAGUACUC
This is a messenger RNA of Somion occarium, 962 nucleotides long. Lineage: Eukaryota; Fungi; Basidiomycota; Agaricomycetes; Polyporales; Cerrenaceae. The record is from the annotation of a GenBank genome assembly.